Auxenochlorella protothecoides is the source of this 882-nucleotide messenger RNA. RefSeq names its product Pseudouridine-5'-phosphate glycosidase. Lineage: Eukaryota; Viridiplantae; Chlorophyta; Trebouxiophyceae; Chlorellales; Chlorellaceae. Bases 1 to 882 code for a protein of 293 amino acids. The transcript is spliced from 3 exons. Gene Ontology annotation, molecular function: pseudouridylate synthase activity. The record is from RefSeq and is a predicted model, not a curated record.
AUGCCUGGCGCCCCGCCCAGCCUAUCCCAUGCAAGGAGCAGCGGGCUGGCGGCCCGGCGCAAGGGCGACCCACUCGGUGGCUUCGCCCCCCAUCCCCAUCCACCCACCCCGCGUCCGCGCGUGCGCCCGGCACCCGCCACCUUCCGCGUGGCCUCCGGCGCCGCCCCCCUCCCCGCCUGCCUGCUGGACGUGCAUCCGGAGGUGGCCGCCGCGCUGGCGGCGGGCGAGGCGGUGGUGGCGCUGGAGAGCACGAUCAUCAGCCACGGCAUGCCCCACCCCGCCAACGUGGAGACCGCUGCGCGGGUGGAGGCCGCGGUGCGCGCCGCCGGCGCCGUGCCCGCCACCAUCGCGGUGCUGGGCGGCACUGCCACGCUGGCGCGCAGCCGCAUCGCCGUGGUCUGCGCCGGGCCCAAGACGCUGCUGGACAUCCCACGCACAUUGGAGGUCCUGGAGACGGCGGGCGUGGGCGUGGCCGCGCUGGGCACCGACGAGUUUCCCGCCUUCUUCACGCCGCGUAGCGGCUGCGCCGCACCGCUGCGCGUCGAGGACGCGGCGGGGUUCGCGCGCAUGGUCCUGGCGCAGGAGCGCCUGGGACUGACCUCCGGCCUCAUCCUGGGUGUGCCCAUCCCCGAACACCUGGCGGCUGAGGGGCAAGAGAUCGAGGCCGCCACGGCCACCGCUCUGGCGGAGGCCGAGGCGCAGGGCAUCCAGGGCGCCGAGAUCACGCCCUUCAUGCUGGACAGGAUCCAGGUGCUGACGCAGGGGCGAUCCCUGGCCGCCAACAUCCAGCUCAUCCUGAACAACGCCAGGGUGGGCGCCGAGGUGGCGGUGGAGCUGUCACGGCUGAGGAGGGGCGGGCAGGGCCAGGCGACAGAGGGGUGA